UGAUCGACAGGGAACUGCAGGCUGCCUCCACAGCAAGUGUCUUAACAACUGGAGAUUUAGACACACACACACACACACACACACACACAGCAGCCACGCACACAUGCACGCACACCGAGGUGCUGCGCUUUUAAAUCCACCUGUUCACGCGCCUGCCUGUGCUCCCUGCACGCUGCUGCUGAUAGGUUUGUCAGGGGGGAGAGAGAGAAAACAGCAUAGAUUAACGCCUCGUGCAUGAAGUGGCGAGGAGCCCCCCUUCUCCCUGCAACCAUCAGCACAGCGCAGCAGAUACAGCAGGACUCCUUGUUGAAUGGAUUACCUACACGUUCACCUCUCCCGGAUGGUUUUGCGCAUAACCCCGUCACAUCCAUUUCCCGAGAAAACUGCUGCCUCUCUAUGAUUACAUGAUCAUCUCACCAACACUGUGGACACUGAUCGCUGAUCAUGCGAAGUACACUGAUUUGAGACCAGCCUUGACUUCAGCCACAUCGCCGCUGCCGGGUGGACGCGCGGCUGAUCAUCUGGAGAGGGGUUUUCUGCAACAAUUUGUUGCAAACAUUGCGAAGGGCGAAGUCAUGGUGCCGGUGUCGCCUCAGCUUCUCAUGGCACCGUGAGAACUUUGUUCCUGGCCCCUCUUUUUUCUCCCCCCUCUCUUUUCUUUUAGAUGUUUGUCAGCGGAUUGUGCUUCUUGGGGAAAUUAUCCAUCGUUUCCCUUUUCAAUUAUGUUCACUUUUGCUGCCUUCUGCUACAUGCUGUCUCUGGUCCUCUGCGUGUCCCUGAUCUUCUUUGCAAUAUGGCACAUAACAGCUUUUGAUGAGCUCCAGGCUGACUUCAAGGUGCCAAUCGAUCAGGGCAAUCCACUCCAUGCGAGGGAGAGGCUGCGAAACAUUGAGAGGAUCUGCAACCUGCUGAGAAAGUUGGUGCUACCAGAGUACUCCAUCCAUGGGCUCUUCUGUAUCAUGUUCCUGUGUGCCCAGGAGUGGCUGACCGUGGGCCUCAACAUCCCCCUGCUCUUCUACAACACAUGGAGGUACUUCCAUUCCCCAACGGACACUAAGGAGCUGCUCUACGACCCGGCGUCCGUGAUGAACGGCGACACGCUCAAGUUCUGCCUGAAGGAAGCCUGGUGCAAGCUGUCCUUCUUCGUCCUCUCCUUCUUCUACUAUCUCUACUGUGUGUGGAACCUGGAAAUAUCCCUCUAAUAGAUCUUAUCAAUGGAAACACUUAAAGUAUGAUCUACUCCUUGGUUACCUCAUAACAACUGAUUUAUCAGCAACUGCAGAGAUAGAAAAGCCUCUGGAUACACAGACUGCUGUUGUGUCAGUCUAGAAUUGAGCGACAGGAAAUUGAAAAGUAAAGACGAUAGGAAAUACAUGUUUUUUGCUGUGAAGCCAAACAAUGAACAUGUCGGCGACGGAGGCUUUCUCUCUGCUCUGCCCUCCCCCCACCCCCACCCCCCCAAAGAAGAAGGGACAUGUUUUAUGCUCGACUGUAUAUAAAAACUGAAGACUAGAUCAGCUGCUUACAGUUUGAUUGGUCAUAGCGAGACCCAAGUUAAUCACUGCCUGGCCAACGUUUGUACCACACACACACACACACACACACAUAAACACACAUUCCUCUGGAGUGGUACGAUACUCACUGUACAGUAGCAGUGCUGCUAGCUCAGAGGAUGAGGAGCACAGUAGCGUUUGCACAGUUUGUCUCAGGCACAGCAAGGUGAAGCACUGUCCAGCCCAGCACCACUCACCGAACCCUCAGUCGCCCCUCGUCGACGCCUCGCCAACCGUAGCUUCACUGGUGAGUCAAAAGACGAGGGAUGGAUAGACGAGUGGAUGGACGGAUCACGUUGUACAGAAAAGAGAAACCAGCUCUGGAGGAAGCACCAGGGCGGAGUGUUCUCUUUAUUCUCCCACAGACGUCACAUACAGUCCAUGGCCUGUGGAUUUUUCUUUCUAACAUUAUGUGAAUGGCUUUUGUGACGUGUGCAUUUUGGUGUAUUCUUUAACAAAAGGCAUUUCUAAUUGAUCUACAGCAAAGGUAUUCUAUACAGCAAAUGCCUUCUUAGUGUUGUCCUAGUGUUGUUCUAUUGUGGGAAACUUUUCUAAAACUCAAACUGAAGUAAAAAACAAAACCUGUCGGAAGCUUUUUUAGUAGAGGAGCACACAUUCUUUGCACAAAUAGUGUCUUUGAUCUUGCACAAUAUUCGCAAUAUUUGGCUAUAUAUUAGAGAUAAUUUAUGAUAGUCUAGCCACACAGGUGAAGGUCUUCCAACAUGUAAAGAACUAUACAGCCCUGUUUGAAGAUGGGGAGACAAUGUGAAUCUUUUCUAGCUCUAUUUACAUCAUGGACCAAACUGUUGUCUUUUCAGUAUUUAGAUUGAUUUAUUUAUGUCUAUUUGUGAGAUAAUGAUGGCCUGCCUCCAUGCUCUAUCUUAAAGAAAAUAUUAUUUUCUCAUAUAACCACACCAUGGUGAGGCAGAAUGAGUCGUAAAGAAAGCAGAGGAUAGGGAAGGUGCCUAGCAUUAAUCUGUCUUUCUCCAUGAUUGAUUGAAGAGCAACUGUAGCAGAUGAUGCAAAUAAUAAACUCAUGAUGAUGAUUCCAACACAUAAAGUUCCCCUCCACAUACAGGUUAGAGGUUGGUUAUGGCAUCCCUGUGGCUGUAAGGAACUCAGCGUCUUGCUCACAGACACUUUGGCAGCACAGGUGCUUGAACCGCCAGUUUCCAUGUGUAGCACACUUUUCUAACCACCAGGCCACUCUAUAGAUCUUCACCAUCAUCCUCACUCAGUGAGCUCACUUUAUAAGCUGAAACUCAAGGAGCAGAUAGGAAUGCCCAGUUCUUGUUGUUUUCUCUUAUUCUAAGUCAAGCAUUUUCUAUCCUUACUGUGUAUGUGACCAAACAAGUUACAUUUAGAUAUCGUUUAUGAAAUAAAGUAUUUUAAAAUCAA
Molecule: messenger RNA, 2951 nt
Organism: Lates calcarifer (barramundi perch)
Lineage: Eukaryota; Metazoa; Chordata; Actinopteri; Centropomidae
Gene: cnih3
Product: cornichon family AMPA receptor auxiliary protein 3
Exons: 7
Coding region: 723-1202 (159 amino acids)
Biological process (GO): vesicle-mediated transport; regulation of AMPA receptor activity
Cellular component (GO): dendrite; synapse
Source: RefSeq, a predicted model, not a curated record